AUCAAUGGCGCCGUCGAGUGCUCGGAUCUCGGUGACUGCUGGAGUCGUGGGCACUGGGUUCGACGGCACGGAGCCAUCGCUGCUAUUCUCCGUGCAGCGUCAUGGAUUGUACAGUGAUGACGUGAAAGUGCUGAAGAGGUACUUAUUCAACUGUGGAGAAGGAACACAGCGACUGGCAGGAGAAAAUGGCCUCAAACUCAGCUCGCUGGAUGCCAUGUACUUCACGCGUUUCGAUGCCAAGUCAGUAAGUGGUGUCCCUGGUAUGAUUUUCGCACUGGGGUCAUGUGGCACAGCGACGCUCAAACUUCACGGACCUGUCGGGCUUUGUGGGUUUCUUGGGGCUAUUCGGAGUUUUGUUCGGAGGAGAUAUCCUCAAAUCCAAUGCGUGGAAAUUAUGCCUAGUGGAAAGGAUCAAGAUGCAGGGCAAAGCGUUGAUGAGUCGAUUGAGUACGAGACCUGGAGUGAAGGAGUCGAGCGGACAGAUCAACAUGCGCUGAUAAUUCCGAUUGCGCUUGGUGCUGGAGUUGGGGCAUCAUCCGACCAUGCUACCGAGUGUCAAAGUUGCAAACUCUGCGAGAAGAAUGCCCCCAAAAGACAUCCACAGGAUAUUUCUGCUGAGGAAAUCAACAGUGCCGCAUUUAUUGAUGUAAAGGGGGUCUCUGGCAACCAACCUGGUCGAAGAUGGGAAAACGAAAGCGACGAGCACGAGCAAUGUCGCGAAUGGCUUUUACGAUAUUAUACUGAGAAGGUACCAGCAAAACUCCCCUACGUAGACGUUGUACUGAACCGAUACCGGGGACGAUACGAUGACUUGAAAACCCAACUGUGUGCGAAGUACGGCGAAAUGAAAAGCUCAUCACUUGAUGCUGAAGUUGAAGUCUCAAGUUCUGAUUUUUCAUCAGAUAGCGAUAAUGAGGAUGACGACGUUGAGUUUAACUACGCAGAAAAACAGAUCGAUCGGAGGUGGAUGGAAAAGUUUUACGCUGAAUUCCAGCCAGAAAAACUUGCUCAUAUAGACAGAGUGAUGCGUCAGUUUUCUGGACGAGAAGAUACUCUCAAGCAAAUGCUCCUGAAAAAAUAUGGUAAAGAAUUCGAGACUGUGCCAACAACAAGCAGCAACCAAUCAGAAAGCGAUGGAGGUACUCCAAUAAAGAAGAGAAAGCUACAACACACAAGCGAAGAUGAUCACGUAACACUGAAGGACGAUCUGAUUCCCAAGAUUUACACUAGCUACGACAACUCUGGCGAGAGAUACUCAGGGCCUUCAGAUGGCGUAUCAAGCUCAUUUUGCUACGUUGUACAAUUUCAGUAUACUCCGUAUCCAGUGGUGUGGAUCAUUGACUGCCGCACCUCGGAUCAUCUUUCCGACUUGGAACGCAAGUUUUCAGUCAUAAUCAAGGCCUCGGCUGGCAGCUAUUGUGACGUUCAUCUGCCUUCGCUCGUGGUGCAUUUGAGUCCAGAGCAUGUACAAGCUCAACCCCGAUACAAGCAAUGGAUGGCAAGUCUCUCGGAGUCGACUUCGCGACCUGAGCAGUUAGUCUUCGACAGCACUGCACUCCAAGCAGCUGCGCAGGGAGCGUUUAGUUACACCUUUGUUUCUUCCGCCAAGGUUGCUGUACAAAGGGAACUUCAGGCUCGUUCUACUAGCGGUAACGCAGAGGUCAAGCCGAAGAAUAUGACACCAAAAUCCGUAAAAGACCUGGUGAAGUUUUUGAAGGACUCGUCGUGGUCUGCUGAGUCCCCAUGCCGGCGGCAAAUUGUGAAACACAUCGAGGGGUGCGAAUCCGAAGCUCAUGUCGCUCAGAGCAAGUUAGAGUUUUGUCUUCUGCAUCCAAACGAAAAGCAGUUGGGAUUUAACUACGAUCGCACCGGAUGGCACCAGAAAGCUGAUAAAGACGAAGAUGAUGAGGCUGAUGGCGACGACAACGCAGUGGAUAUACAGUCGAAUAGUUUAUCAUUUUCUUUGGAUCAACCAACAAGCGGCCAAGUGGAUGUAGCCUCGUCGAGAAAUUUAAUUGUGCUGGGUACUGGAAGCGCUGCACCUUCCAAGCUCCGUGCAAGCAGCGGGAUUUUCUUGGAGUUGUUAGGAUCCAAUGCUGGCGUUGAUAGUAUGCUGGUAGACUGUGGGGAAGGAACAUUUGGACAGUUGUGGCGUCAAUUUGGUGGUGAUGUUUGGGAACGUAUUGGCGGUCUGAAGUGCAUUUGGAUCAGCCACAACCAUGCGGACCACCAUUGCGGCUUAGUUCGAGUACUUUACGAGUAUUGGCAUUUCCACUCGCAUCAGAAGGAUGCCAGAAGCUUACAACCUCUGGCGGUAGUGGCGCCCCAGUCAGUGCUGUCUUACGUCGAGAGUUGGCUGCCGCAGUUUCUUCGCAAUGAUUCUGAUAAACAGCUAAUUAGAUCGGCGACGUGUGCAGAUUUCAACAAUCCCCGACAUCCACUUCGCUGCCAGCUCUUGUCGGAGAUCGGCUACGCUGUGACCAGUAUAACGAGUGUAAGGGUUUUUCACUGCUACGACUCUUAUGGCCUCGUGCUGACUCUGCAGGGUGGGAAGAAACUCGUGUAUUCCGGAGAUACCAAGCCGUGCAAUGAACUUGUCCUUGCAGGUAUGGACGCUGAGUUGCUGGUUCAUGAAGCGACAUUCGAUGAUUCGAUGGAGGAGGACGCAAAGAUGAAGAAGCACAGCACUGUUGGUCAGGCUCUGGACAUUGCUCGACGCAUGCGAGCACGGCAAGUUAUAUUGACGCAUUUCAGCCAGCGGUAUCCAUCACUUCCACCGCCGGUUUCGGACAGCAAUGAGCAAUCGAGCAAUGACCCUACCACUGUGCUGUGUGCGUACGACGGCUUCGUGCACCCAAUGCCGUGAACGGCACAUCAGAACGGUGUCGUUCGAAUGAGCGGUGUUUCGCUAGUCAACGUCAAUUUCCCCAACUUUAUAUCUGAAUUUAUGCUGUGUCGUUGGUAACUUGUAAAGUACUUCGAAGUACAUGUGAUCACUUGUAAAAACGUUAUUUGCAUGGUAAGGUCGAGCGGCAAAUUGCCGGCAUUCUCGCAAGCGUUGAUUACACUGGGUCGGUCAAUCCCAGGAGCGCUUCAGCAUCUCCGGUCCACAAGUUCGUCGUCACGCGAGCCUCAAGUGCGGAAUGUUCAGCUCACGCCAACACGCAAAACGUGUUUAUUCCGGUAGCAGGAAAGCUUUAUUGUUGACAACAAGCAAGUUGUAGCACAUUCUGUUGCCGCCCGAAACAUUGCCAGCUUGAACCUCCAGUGAAUGCAAAUUCAUGCGACCUGCUUUACCCCAAAAACGGAUGGCGCUGGUCAGAUGAAAGUACAGCAUAUACGAAAUUGAAACACUAUUUUUCCUAAUAUCACAUGACCUAUGAUAAGGA
Messenger RNA from Phytophthora nicotianae INRA-310, 3389 nucleotides. RefSeq lists its product as hypothetical. The record is from RefSeq and is a predicted model, not a curated record. The coding region runs from base 5 to 2866 and encodes 953 amino acids. The transcript is spliced from 6 exons. Gene Ontology annotation, molecular function: 3'-tRNA processing endoribonuclease activity. Gene Ontology annotation, cellular component: mitochondrion. Gene Ontology annotation, biological process: mitochondrial tRNA 3'-end processing. NCBI's taxonomy places the organism in Eukaryota, Oomycota, Peronosporomycetes, Peronosporales, Peronosporaceae.